AUGCCUGGACGAAAAAUUCGUGUGACUUCAUAUUCAUCUUUAUUUAUUAUUGGUACUUCACUCACAAAUCCAGCAACAAAAACUAUGAAAGUGUCAGGAACAACAAGCACAAAACGACAUCAUCAUCAUCAUCAUCAUCAUCAGCAUCAGCAUCAGCAUCAGCAUUCAUCAAAAACGAACAAAACAGCAGCUGCAAGAGCAGCAGCAAUGGUUAAUCAUGAAACUGAGAAUCUGUCACCGAUCUUCUCAAGCAAAUCAAAAUCGAGUGAUAGCACUGAUAAUGGUGGAAUCAGUGGUGGAAGAAUUUCGCAUGAAACUAUUGAACACGAUGUUAACAAUUUAUCUAAUAUGAAUAAUCUACCAGCAGCAAAUGCAUUUGAAGCAUUACAAGUCAGUAGUGAUAGAUUACGAACAAUAAUUGCUGCUCUUCAUUGCAAUAUACUUAUAAGAAAAGCUGAUUUAGUGCGUAAUUUAGAUUACGCUGCUAACGUUCUUGAUGCUGCUCAUCAAGAUGAAACUCGACGACUUAUGGAAGAAGACGAUGGUGCAUUAUCAGAAAUGGAACCAGAUUCUGUACCAAAUGAAGUACGAGAUUGGUUAACAAUGACAUUUACACGAUCAAUGUCAACAUUAAAACGACGGCCAUCAGAUAAACCAAAAUUUAAAAGUGUUGCACAAGCAAUUCGUGCAGGAAUCAUGGUUGAUAGGUACCUGAGGCGCCUGUCUAUCGACAUUAAAUUUAAGACAAUCAAUGAAUGGACAUUUGAUGUUUUUUCUGUUAAUGAAUUUACAAAUGGUCAAUGUUUACGUUAUAUUGGAUUUGAACUUAUGCAACGUUAUAAUUUACCAAAUAAACUUCAUAUUUCUUUAACUGCUCUACAAAAUUUUCUGGAACAAAUGGAAAGUGGUUAUAGUAAAUAUCGAAAUCCAUAUCAUAAUUUAAUUCAUGCAGCUGAUGUUUUACAAACAACAUAUCAAAUCAUUUAUAAUUCUGGUCUCAUGGUAGAGAAUUGGUUAAGUGAUCAUGAAUUAUUCGCAAUGUUUAUUGCGGCUAUCGUACAUGAUUUUGAACAUACAGGAACAUCAAAUAAUUUUCAUAUUCAAUCAAGGUCUGAUGUCGCCUUAAUAUACAAUGAUCGAGCUGUACUUGAAAAUCAUCAUGUAAGUGCAGCAUUCCGAUUAAUGCGACAAGAUGAAUACAAUAUAAUAUCAGAAUUUACAUCGGAGGAAUAUAAGAAUUUUCGACACAUUGUUAUUGAAAUGGUGCUCGCAACAGAUAUGAGUUGUCAUUUUACACAAUUAAAAACCAUGAGAAGUCUUUUAAGUAUGCCAGAAAAUAUUGAAAAAGCUAAAGCAUUAGCACUUAUACUUCAUUGUGCUGAUAUAAGUCAUCCUGGUAAACCAUGGGAUAUUCAUCAUACGUGGACACAAUCUUUAAUGGAAGAAUUUUUUAAACAAGGUGAAAAAGAAAAAGACCUUGGUUUACCUUGUUCACCAUUAUGUGAUCGAGAUAAUACACUUGUUGCUGAAUCUCAAAUUGGUUUUAUUCAAUAUAUUGUUGAACCAUCAUUUAUUGUUGUCGGUGAUAUGUUAGAAAAGGUUCUUAAAUCGCUUGUUGCUGCUGAUUCUGAACUUUUAUCACCAUCGAUACCAAAUAGAAGUUUGACUUCAUCACCAGCACCAUCAGCUGAAUCAUCAAUUGAAUCAAGUUUUCAACAUGAUGAACAAAAUGGACAUGAAAGAAAAUUACCGUCAUCCAUGACAACACCAAUACCUCGAUCAACUAUUGUGCGAAGACCAUGGAUUGAUUAUCUUAAGUCAAAUCGAGAGCGAUGGGUACAAGAAGCAGAAGAAGAAAGACGUCGAAAACAAUUAAAUGUUAUUGAAGAAGAACCAUAA
Rotaria sp. Silwood1 is the source of this 1899-nucleotide messenger RNA. NCBI's taxonomy places the organism in Eukaryota, Metazoa, Rotifera, Eurotatoria, Philodinida, Philodinidae. The record is from the annotation of a GenBank genome assembly.